UUGGACAAGAUCCACUUAUUCCCUUAGUACGGAUCUGCUUACGGGGUAACUAGUGAUUAAAAUGUUACUCCAUAUAUAAAUGCCUGCUGAAUUACGAAAAACCUGCCAUUUAUAAACAUGUUAUUGCUUUGUAUCAUUUCCAUCAUAUUCUUCACAGGAUAUAUCCAAGGGUCGAAGGAUCCCACCUCCCGAAUCGCAGGAGGAUACGAGGUUAACAUCGAGGAUUAUCCUUACGUUGUAUCCAUUCACGUGGACACUGGUAUUGAACUGAAAUUUAACUGCGGUGGUUCCUUGAUAUCUCCACAAUUCGUUCUAUCAGCAGCCCACUGCUUCCCAAAAACGGUUCAUUAUUACGUCGUGAAAGCUGGUACGGACAGGUUGGAAGGUCCUGGAGGACGCACAGAGCGUGUAACUUCAGUGAAAAAGCAUCCGAAGUAUGGACUCAAUUGGAUGGACUCCGAUAUAGCAGUCGCCAAACUAAAAAAACCUAUGGUACUUUCCGAAAAGAUAAAUAUCGUUAAGCUACCGUCGUUUUCUAAAGAUGUCCCAUUGACUGAAGGGACUGUUCUAGGCUGGGGCCGUAGAGGUUUACUUUUCGAAGAUUCUGAAUAUCUGAGAGCUGUAGAUCUACCCAUCAUAGAUGAAGAGGAAUGCGUUCGAUCACACAGCAGAAGAACGAUUACGAAAAGGAUGUUUUGCACAAAGUUGGUCUGUGGUUACAAAACUCCCUGUCAGGGUGACUCUGGAGGUCCUUUUGUCAUCAAUGGCACUGUUUAUGGAGUAGUAUCAUGGGGAGGAGGCUGUGAUGAAUAUCCUUAUCUUCCAGCAGUCUUCACGAGAGUUCCUUAUUUCGUAGAUUUCAUCAAUAAAAGUCUCUCUGAGGAUUUUUAGUCAUUCUCAUGAGAAUUGUUUUAAGAAUCAUGUCAACAAAUACAUAAUUAUAUUGUUCGAACAUUAA
Messenger RNA from Coccinella septempunctata (seven-spotted ladybird), 958 nucleotides. RefSeq names its product trypsin 5G1-like. Gene Ontology annotation, biological process: proteolysis. Gene Ontology annotation, molecular function: serine-type endopeptidase activity. The coding region runs from base 118 to 891 and encodes 257 amino acids. Lineage: Eukaryota; Metazoa; Arthropoda; Insecta; Coleoptera; Coccinellidae. The transcript is spliced from 3 exons. The record is from RefSeq and is a predicted model, not a curated record.